Messenger RNA from Polistes dominula (European paper wasp), 4869 nucleotides. RefSeq lists its product as uncharacterized. Gene Ontology annotation, cellular component: cytoplasm. NCBI's taxonomy places the organism in Eukaryota, Metazoa, Arthropoda, Insecta, Hymenoptera, Vespidae. Gene Ontology annotation, molecular function: protein binding. The record is from RefSeq and is a predicted model, not a curated record.
AAGGAUCAAUGUAAUAUCUAAGGGGUUAUGUAAAUAUCUUUUGUUAAAAGUUACGAGAAGAACAAGAUGUUAUGAUGAGAAUAACAAGGAAUUCUAUAAAUAUCCAAUGACCUACGUCUUCAGCAUGGAGAGUAUAAUAAUACAUACAUACACAUGCAUGAACAUCAAGUUUUGUCAAACAUAGUACACAGUUUUAUAAUUUAGGAAUGACGACUGAGGCUGAAUUUCUACCCAUUAUUAGGCUUAGACUUGAGGCUGACGAUACAACCGCAUUUCUUCGGGCAGCACGAUCUGGGAAUCUUGAAAAAAUCAUCGAAUAUCUCGACACCGAUUUAGAUAUAAAUACAGCAAAUUCGAACGGUCUAAACGCAUUGCAUUUAGCAUCGAAAGAUGGACACGUUGAGAUAGUAACGGAACUUUUGAAAAGGGGUGCAAAGGUCGACGCUGCGACAAAGAAAGGCAAUACCGCAUUGCACAUAGCAUCUUUAGCUGGCCAAGCAGAAAUAGUUAGUAUACUUAUUCAAUAUGGUGCCGCGGUUAAUAUUCAAUCACAAAAUGGAUUUACACCAUUAUAUAUGGCAGCCCAAGAGAAUCAUGAUCAAGUCGUCAAAUUAUUGCUUAGCAAUGGAGCCAAUCAAAGUCUCGCUACGGAGGAUGGAUUUACUCCACUUGCUGUGGCAAUGCAGCAAGGUCACGACAAAGUCGUCAGUGUACUAUUGGAAAAUGAUUCCAAAGGAAAAGUUCGAUUACCGGCAUUACAUAUUGCCGCUAAAAAAGACGAUUGCAAAGCAGCCGAUUUACUUUUACAAAACGAUCAUAAACCUGAUGUCACAUCUAAAAGUGGUUUUACACCUUUACACAUUGCUGCUCAUUAUGGUAACGAAGAGAUAGCACGUUUGUUAAUUAAACGUGGUGCUGACGUUAAUUAUUUGGCUAAGCACAAUAUAAGUCCCUUACACGUGGCAGCUAAAUGGGGUAAAAAUAAUAUCGUCAAAAUCCUGUUAGAAAAUUCGGCACAAAUCGAUGCAAAAACGAGGGACGGUUUGACUCCGUUGCAUUGUGCUGCUAGAUCCGGACACGAGGAAGUUGUAAACACGUUACUUGAAAAUUCAGCACCUAUCAGUGCUCGUUCCAAGAAUGGUUUAGCACCUUUGCAUAUGGCCUCGCAAGGUGAUCACGUUGAUGCUGCUAGAGCAUUAUUGUAUCAUCGUGCACCAGUUGACGAAGUGACCAUCGAUUAUUUAACUUCUUUACACGUAGCCGCACACUGCGGUCACGUUAGAGUAGCUAAAUUACUUUUGGACAGAAAAGCCGAUCCAAAUGCAAGAGCAUUAAAUGGUUUUACACCGUUGCACAUUGCUUGCAAGAAGAAUCGUAUCAAGGUCGUCGAAUUAUUGCUGAAACAUGGCGCAUCGAUCGAAUCUACGACUGAGUCCGGACUGACUCCGUUACACGUGGCCAGUUUUAUGGGAUGCAUGAAUAUCGUGAUAUUCCUACUACAACACGAAGCCAAUCCCGAUGUGCCAACUGUUAGGGGAGAAACACCCUUACACCUGGCAGCUAGAGCUAAUCAAACCGAUAUUAUUCGAAUUUUGUUAAGAAAUGGAGCCAAAGUUGAUGCACGUGCUAGGGAACAACAAACACCGUUGCACAUUGCAUCAAGAUUGGGUAACAUAGAUAUAGUUAUGUUACUUUUGCAACAUGGUGCAGCUGUCGAUACUACGACGAAGGAUAUGCACACUGCAUUGCAUAUUGCAGCUAAGGAAGGUCAGGAGGAGGUAGCUGCAAUUCUAGUGGAAAAUAAUGCAUCUGUAAAAGCAACAACGAAAAAUGGUUUUACUCCACUUCACAUAGCUGCCAAGUAUGGCAAUAUGAACGUGGCAAAGAUACUUUUGCAAAAGGACAGCAAACUUGAUGCACAAGGAAAGAACGAUAUUACACCGUUGCAUUUGGCUUGCCAUUACGAUCAUCCAAAUGUUGCAAAUCUUUUAUUGGAGAAGGGUGCAUCCCCACAUCUUGCAUCACAAAACGGACAUACACCUUUGCACAUUGCUGCUCGUAAAAAUCAGAUGGACAUUGCUUCAACUCUGUUAGAAGGCGGAGCGAAUGCUAAUGCCGAAUCUAAAGCAGGAUUUACCCCAUUACAUUUGAGCUCGCAAAAGGGCCAUUACGAUAUGACGAAUUUACUUAUUGAACACGGGGCUGAUCCAAAUCACAAAGCUAAGAAUGGUUUAACAGCAUUGCACUUAUGUGCUCAAGAAGAUUUCGUCAGAGUUGCAUCGAUUCUCGUUAAAAAUGAUGCCAAUGUUGAAAGUCAAACCGAAACUGGUUACAGACCGAUUCACGUUGCAGCACAUUUUGGAAAUCUCUCGAUGAUAAGAUUUUUAUUAAAACACAAUGCUGAAAUUGAUGUUAGAACGGCACAAAAUUAUACACCCUUGCAUCAGGCUGCACAACAGGGUCAUGCUCACGUUGUUAGCGCACUUUUAGAAGGAAAUGCAUCGCAUAAAGCACGUACAAAUGAUGGCUUGACAGCAUUAAAUAUUGCUCAAAAAUUAGGAUAUAUAUCGGUAAUGGAAGUAUUAAAAGGAAUGCCUUAUGACAAUUUAGCAGCACCUGACAAUAAAAAUUGGGAAGAAAAAUACAAAGUAAUAGCACCGGAAAGUUUGCAAGAAACAAGUCUGAUGUCUGAUUCCGAUGACGAGGGUGCUUCCGAUGCGUUGAUCAGCGAACAACCAUACAAAUAUCUUACAGCGGAUUUAAUGAAAAGUUUAAGAGAUGAUUCAUUGCCAAUCGAUGUUACUAAAGAUGAUCCAAUACAUAGACAAAUUACUAAAGAAGAAAAACAAGAAUUCGUUCAAAGUAAUAAUUAUUGCUUGGCAGAAAACUUUGACAGUAAUGACGCAUUGAAUUUAGGGAGACUUCAUUUCCGAUCAUUUUUAGUGAGUUUCCUCGUGGAUGCACGUGGUGGUGCAAUGAAGGGUUGCAGACACAGUGGUGUUAGAAUAAUCGUACCACCCCGUAGAGCAACUAUGCCAUUAAGGGUUACAUGUAGAUUAAUUAAACCUAGUAAAGUAGCUAAUCCACCACCUUUGAUGGAAGGUGAAGCUUUGGCAACGCGAAUCAUUGAAAUGGGUCCAGUUGGUGCAACAUUUUUAGGACCUGUUUUAAUCGACAUACCACAUUUCGCAUCGAUUCGUGGAAAAGAAAGGGAAAUAAUUAUAUUAAGAAGUGAAAAUGGUGAAACAUGGAAGGAACACGAUAAUUCUAUAGAUAACGAUGAUACUUUGUUAAAUACACCACACGAUCCUCAAAUGAACGCAGCACAUUCUGGUAGAAUAACACGAAUAAUAACGACCGAUUUUCCGCAAUAUUUUGCGAUAGUAACUAGAAUCAAACAAGAGGUACAUGUAAUAGGAUCCGAGGGUGGUAUUUUAAUGUCAAGUGUGGCAAAUGACGUUCAAGCUGUAUUUCCACCUGGUGCAUUAACGAAAAAGAUCAAAGUUGGAUUACAAGCCCACGUCAUCCCGGCAGAACUUACGGCUAAACUUUUAGGUAAUUGCGUAGCAGUAUCACCGGUAAUUACAAUUGAGCCAAGAAGACGAAAGUUUCAMAAGCCGAUAACUUUGACUAUACCGGUGCCACAAGCUGCAAACAAAGGAAUGAUUAAUCAAUAUGGCGGAGAAACACCAACUUUACGAUUACUUUGCAGCAUUGCUGGUGGUACAAGUGAAGCUCAAUGGGAAGAUGUCACUGGUUCAACACCAUUGACAUUUAUGAACGAUCGUGUCUCAUUCACGACAACAGUUUCAGCUAGGUUUUGGUUAAUGGAUUGUAGAAAUAUUAGUGAAGUUCCAAAAAUGGCGACAGAAUUAUACAAGGAAUCAUUGUUUGUACCUUACAUAACGAAUUUCGUAAUAUAUUCGAAGAGAAUGGACACUCUUGAAGCUACUUUAAGGAUAUUGUGCAUGACCGAUGGUAAAGAAGGAAUGCACACAUUGGAAAGACAAGAAGAAUUUUUAGAAAUUGUUAAAAGUCGUGACGUUGAGGCUUUACAUGGAAAGGAUCUUUACAUAGAAUUCAGUGGUAACCUAACACCAAUAACAAAAUCAGGAGUACAAUUGAAAUUUACAUUCAAAGCAUUCCGACAAAAUCGUUUAUCGUUUCACGUUAAAGUUAAAGAUCCAUUAUUGGAUCCCGUUGCAAGAAUGUUGUUUAUGCGUGAACCAAAAGUUGCUAAAGGUGAACCACCGCAACAACCAAUUUGCGUGUUGAAUAUCGUUUUACCAGAGGUUACCACCAAAAUUGAAAUACAGAAGAAAUUAACAGCUUAUGAAGAUUCAAAUAUAAUAAGUCAAAAAAUGGACUUUUACAAAUCAAAAUAUGGUAUGGAACAAAAGGAAAAAGGUGAUCAACCAAAAGAUACUUCACCAUCUGAAGAAAAAUUCAUUGCUGAUAAUUUGCAGAAAGAACAAACAGUUGCAGGUUUUUUUAAGUUGAUUAGUAGUUUGCACUUAAAAUACGCACGUUGAAAAAAAAAAAUAAUAAAAAGUAUAAUAUUAUAAUAGUUAUUAUUAUUAUUAUUAUUAUUAUUAUAUACAUAUAUACAUAUAUAUUUAAAUACGUGCAACACAAAAUAGAAUCAAAAAUUGAACUUAUUAUGGAAAAAUUGGAUCAAACCGAUACUAUAACUGAAACGACGAGUUUGACGAUUGAAGUUAACAAAGAGAAAGAAAUAAUUGAUGAUAAAAAUAUGGAAGAAACGUCUGUCGAUAAAAUUGAUAACAAUUUGUGCGAAUUGAAAGAGAUCAAUUGUGAGAUUGGUGAAAAAAAUGUUAAAACGUCUGAAUGUUGUUUAAAAAAUGAAUG